Messenger RNA from Zophobas morio, 1178 nucleotides. It is a transcript of the gene eIF3h, whose product is annotated as eukaryotic translation initiation factor 3 subunit H. The transcript is spliced from 2 exons. Bases 33 to 1049 code for a protein of 338 amino acids. Gene Ontology annotation, cellular component: eukaryotic translation initiation factor 3 complex; cytosol; eukaryotic 43S preinitiation complex. Gene Ontology annotation, molecular function: metallopeptidase activity; translation initiation factor activity; protein binding. Lineage: Eukaryota; Metazoa; Arthropoda; Insecta; Coleoptera; Tenebrionidae. The record is from RefSeq and is a predicted model, not a curated record.
AUCUUUUUUUGACGUUUCUCUUUCUCAAUAAAAUGGCUUCUCGUGGGGGUGCUUCGAGGCGUGUUCCCGAAAAUGAUUCCACGAUUGCUUACGUGCAAGCUGAUGGCUUGGCCGUCAUGAAAAUCGUCAAACACUGCCAUGAAGAAUCCACAACCAACAUGGACAUAGCCCAGGGGGCUCUUCUCGGCCUCGUCGUAGAAAACCGGCUUGAAAUCACAAACUGCUUCCCUUUCCCCAAACAAAACGACGAAACCAUGGAUGAAGACGAAUAUCAAUUAGCGAUGAUGCGUCGCUUGAGACGCGUGAACGUCGACCAUUUCCACGUCGGUUGGUACCAGAGCGCCGACGUCGGUAACUUCCUCAGUUUACCCCUCCUAGAAUCCCAAUUCCACUAUCAAACAUCCAUUGAAGAAUCAGUCGUCGUGAUUUACGACACCCAGAAGUCAUCGCGCGGCUUCCUCACCCUUAAAGCAUACAGAUUGACCCCCCAAGCCAUCGAGAUGUACAAAGAGGGUGAAUUUACCCCCGAAGCUCUCCUCAAGCUGAAAGUAGGCUACGAGAAUCUCUUCACGGAAGUACCCUUCGUCAUUAAAAACUCGGCUCUAACGAAUAUAAUGAUGUCAGAGUUGGCAGAAAUGGUUCCUGAGGAGGAAGGCUCGAAGUUCUUGGAUUUGGGUACGGCGUCAGUAUUAGAGGGGCAGUUGCGGUGUUUGAUGGAUAGAGUGGAUGAGCUGAACCAGGAAGCGAUUAAGUUUAAUAGGUAUCAACAGUUGGUUAGUCGGCAGCAGCAGGAUAAGCACCGGUAUUUGCAAAAGAGGUCGCAGGAGAACGCGGCGAGGGCUGCGAAGGACGAGCCGCCGCUGCCUGAGGAGGAUAUUACUAAGUUGUUUAGGCCGCAUCCGGUGCCGCCUAGGUUGAAUCCGAUGAUUAUUGCUGGACAGAUUAAUACUUAUAGUCAGGCGAUUUCUCAACUGUGUUCGCAGUCUUUGGCCAAGUUGUAUAUCACGCAAGCUCUGCAAAAUGCGAAAGAGACCAACGCGAAUCCUUAAAUUAUUUUUAUGUUGUGUGUUUAGUUAAGGAAAUAAAACGCUCAACAUGGAUAUGGGCGUGUUUGUGGUCACCCCUUUUUUAUUGUGAACUAGUUAUUUGAAUUAUCUAUUAUAAGAAAAUUAUUGGAA